This is a messenger RNA of Exaiptasia diaphana, 820 nucleotides long. Its product is annotated as DELTA-actitoxin-Ate1a. Lineage: Eukaryota; Metazoa; Cnidaria; Anthozoa; Actiniaria; Aiptasiidae. Gene Ontology annotation, cellular component: pore complex. Gene Ontology annotation, molecular function: channel activity. Gene Ontology annotation, biological process: pore complex assembly; cytolysis in another organism; monoatomic cation transport. The record is from RefSeq and is a predicted model, not a curated record.
AGGAGAAAGAAAUGGCAAAAAAGUCCRUUGCCCUUGCAGCCGUUAUCAUCAAAGGUGCUAGUCUUGGCACUAAGAUCCUCAAAGAUUUCCUGRAUGCGAUGGCAAAUAUUGAACGCAAGGUUGCGAUUGGUGUUGACAACGAGUCGGGAUGCACUUGGGAAAAGCCAARUACAUACUUCUUCUCUGGUACUGAGGAUAAAGUGCCUCCCUCUAAAGUUGAGAAUAAAAAAGCACUUUUGUACGGCCCACGUAAGACAACAGGGCCUGUUGCCACGGGAGCUGUUGGAGUGCUCACUUACAAAAUGUUGUGCACCAAUGAGACGAACACWCUGGCUGUUCUUUUCAGUGUMCCCUUCGACUACAACUUGUACAGCAACUGGUGGAACCUCAAGAUCUACCCUGGAGAAAAGAAAGCCGACGAAAAAAUGUACAACGAGCUCUACAACGAUGCCGAUCCAAUAAAAGGUAAUAAUUCCUGGAAGACAAAAACACUCGGAUAUGGACUAAAAAUGAGAGGAUCUAUGUCCAGUUCUGGAACGGCAACCAUGGAAGUACAUGUUUCGAAGGCCUAGUGUUCAACACGUUAAUUUCCUUAAAAGAGCACCAUCAUGGAUCUCACAAUUCUAAUUUUUCCUAUGGUUUUGUACCUUAUAAAGACUUAUUAUUUGAAAAAUUUUGACUUCUUCCAACAUCCAUAAUAUUCGACUUUGCAUGUCGUCUCAGUAGGCAAACCAAACGAUGAAGACGAGGCGACAUGCAUAAAGCUCAGUCAUACGCUAGGGUGAAUAACUGGAUAAUAAAAAAAGCACAGCAAAAAAAA